Messenger RNA from Dunckerocampus dactyliophorus (ringed pipefish), 1702 nucleotides. RefSeq lists its product as uncharacterized. Gene Ontology annotation, cellular component: cytosol. The coding region runs from base 173 to 970 and encodes 265 amino acids. Gene Ontology annotation, molecular function: aldose reductase (NADPH) activity. The transcript has 9 exons. The record is from RefSeq and is a predicted model, not a curated record. Lineage: Eukaryota; Metazoa; Chordata; Actinopteri; Syngnathiformes; Syngnathidae.
AACGGCGGAAGAGCAUCGAGACGCAAGGUAAGCUCGAGAGUUGCUAGAAUAAAUGAAGUGACUUUCGGAAAGGGGAAGGAAGGAUCGACUCAGCAGCAGCCGCAGCAGCAACAAAAAAGGAAGACGACAGUUUUGAUGUGUGCAGCAUUCACACGCCAGCAGUGUCACAUAAAUGGACUACAGCACGGAAGAAACGCAAGUGGCCAGGAGUAUCGAGCUGAAUGAUGGCUCAAAAAUGCCAGUUUUGGGCCUGGGGACAUGGAAGUUGCGGCGUACGGAUUAUGAACUUGAAGACGUCCCAUUGUGCCUCAAUAAAUCACUGCAAGAUCUCCAGUUGGACUAUCUGGAUCUAUACCUCCUACACUCCCCUGUUGGAAUAAAGAAAACGGGUUUCCCAAGAAAGGACGAUACCAAUUACAUAGACUAUGUGGCUGUAUGGAGGGGCAUGGAAGCACUGCUCACUUCAGGAAAAGUAAAGAACAUUGGCGUAUCCAACUUCAACAUCAUGCAGCUAGAGAGACUUCUUGCUCUUUGCAAAACUCCUCCUGCAGUCAAUCAGGUGGAGCUACAUCCAUACCUGACACAGCCAGAGCUGAUAAAGUUCUGUAAAUCCAGGAAUAUUGCCCUGAUAGCCUUCAGCCCCUUUGGCUCCCCUGCAAGACCCCCGCAGCUAUUCAGAGAAGGUGCUGACCCAAAUAAGCUCCUACAAGACCCGGUCAUUGCAGAAAUAGCCAAGAAGCACAAACGCAGCCCUGCACAGGUAUUGCUGAGGUACCAUGUACAGCAAGGUAUUGCAGUCAUUCCCAAGAGUGACAAGUCUCAUCAUAUUCUUGAAAACACAAAGAAAUCUGACCAGAACCUGGACUUGGAGACCAACUUUGGGAUCUUUGACUUCUGUCUGAGCCAAGAAGACAUGAGAGUACUGCGGGGAUUGGAACGAGGAUGGAGGGCCCUCCAUUUUGACGAGUAAAUCCACGGCAUCUUCCGAAUUAUGCAGGAUUUCCCAAAAAUUCUAACAUUAUUUUGUUUGGUUUGUUUUGCAUUAUAGUUAGACUUUUUCAAAAAUAAAAACAUUUUAGUAUUUCAACUCUAUGCUCGAAAAUGACAUUUUUUCCUCAUCAUAUUAAAAGUUUAUUCCCAUAAAAUUGCAAAUUUUGUUGUUUCAAUAUUACUAUUUUUCUCUUAAUAUUUGGACUUUAUCAUCAUUUAAAAAGUUGGGAAAUUGUGCAUGACCGUUGCACCUGUUUUUGAACUUUUAUUUUUUUUAUUCAGGUGCUAUGAGGUAACUAAAUCACACUGUACAUAGGACAUAGACAACGUCUGCCCACCUGUAUUUACUAUUAUUUUGCUUUUUUUUACUUCUGUCUGAUGCCUCUCGGCCAGGUCAACUACCUUACCUGGAUAAGUAAAGCCUAAAUAAAAAAAUCAAUUCUCUCCUGCUUAUGGCAAGGACCCGCUUGUGUGCGGCAGCAUACCGGCCGAGUCCCCUUUUGAAUGUUGAUCUGAAAAUUCUUUCGAAAUUCGUUCUAGCCCCACGCUUACAACGGGUCUAACCAAGUGUUAUAAUCACCUGUUCAAAGCAGAUUUAUGCUUGGAAGGCACUCCUUUCACAAUACGAGGAGGCCCUUAAAGAUCAUCUGCUCACCUAGUUUGAAUCCACCAGAGGUGAUUGUCAUUGGACGCGGAGAACGCCUUCGAUAAA